GAACACGUGCGUCUUACUUCCACCCACAAUCCACAUACGCAAGCAGCGCCACGUGAGUGAGGAUCAGAUCGUUUUCGGCAGGCUGAUGCGAGAGGCACGAAAAUAAUAAGAGAGACCGCAUCAGUCGCGAUCUGUCAGCUGUUCGAACUGUCAUAUCCGGACCGUCGCGGGUGAUAAAUCAUCAAGUGGAUCCCGAUGAAUUUGGAUUUUCGUGCUAAACACGAGGACAGCAUUCCCGGAUAUACGUUUCUGUAAGAGCAGUCGGUGGGAACGAUUUAGGUCACCGCAAGCUCUGAAAAGUAAAUUUGAAGGAUGACAAAGCUCAAGCACCUGAGGCCUCUUCUGCUGAGAACCAAAGAGCACUACUGCAUCAGCAGGUCCAUGUCUAAAGCACCAGAGGAUGAUAAAGAAGGCAGUGGUAACUCCACAACUGCAGAUACUCAAGACCAGAAAUCCGUUCGACCAAUGUACGUUCCGGAAGUUCCCCUGACUCUGGAAGAACUCCAGGAACCCACAACCUGCUGCAUGUCGGGCUGUGCCAACUGUGUCUGGAUAGAGUACGCCGAGAAGCUAAGUACGAUAAUGAAGGAUAGCCCUGCUGACGUUCAAAAGCUCAUAAUGGAGAAAGUCCAAGAUGCCAACAUGCGAGCUUUCCUCUCCAUGGAGCUCAGAGUGCGCAAGAUCAUAGACUAGAGGCUCCAGUAUAUAAUCCACCAAUAAAUCGACCAGCUUCUCUCCUCUUUUUCAUCCUCGCACAGGCUCUCGAGGCAGCUGCUGACUCCGCGCACUUGUAAAUACCCAACCCAGUUUCAGAGAAGAAAAAAAGAAGAGGAAAAAUUCCUCAAGCGCGCAGGCAGUUUUAAAAAAAGAAGCGUGGUAUAUAAGAAAAAGAAGUCAUCAUCAUCAUCACGUUCAUUCUCCGCAGCUGGUACGAGGUGGCGCGCGGCGUCUCCCUAUAGCAGACGGCGGCCCUCUCUUCUGCAGAAAAGAGCGAGAGAGUGCGAGUGAAAGAGAGAGAGAGAGAGAGGAGUAGUAGGUAGUCGGUCAGUGAUAGCCGAGGCUGCAGCAGCGGCGGAAUGUGCUGUGUCGGGGCCGUGGCGCAGAAAACGUGACACGUGGAUUGGCGCGCGUGCACUUAUUUUCGCACAUCUCUCUCUCUCUCUCUCCGGCGCACUCUAUAUACCUAAAUUUCUUCUUUGUCGCGCGGAAUGCAUAUCUCUUGUAAACGACGAUUUUACGCUUGUUAGUGCUAGUGUGGCGCGUAUAUAGAAAUACGCAAGUCCGUCGGGUUACGACGUUCGUUGAAAGAAGGCGGCGAUAGUGGGGGAGAGUAUAUACGACAGAGCGCAGCCUAUAUAGUUAUUUUUAAAAUUCGUGCAAAGUGCUGCAAGUUCGAAUCGGCCAUGGGAGCGGACUAUAUUCUCUGAGAGAUCUGUGCGUGUGUUUUGUGUAUACAUGUAGCUAUAUAUAUAUGAAAUACGUUAACGGCGGAAGUGAAGAAUGAGCUGAUAGAGAUAUGAAUCGCGUUGCAUAAUGUUUCCUCGUUUGGUGCACUGACUAAUUCUCCUUUGCAUUAUACGUCCGAGAGAGAGAGAGAGAGAGAGAGAGAGAGAGAGAGAGAGAGCGAUAAGAGACGGCCGUACCAUAAUCGUCAUGGUAAUUAAUAAUGUAAGCUUUUUGUAUAAAGUGUACAUAGGAGGAGAGUACAAUAAACGAGCUGAGAUAAAGCAAACAAACAAA
Messenger RNA from Nasonia vitripennis (jewel wasp), 1740 nucleotides. Its product is annotated as oxidoreductase-like domain-containing protein 1. The transcript is spliced from 3 exons. The record is from RefSeq and is a predicted model, not a curated record. Gene Ontology annotation, cellular component: mitochondrion. Bases 313 to 693 code for a protein of 126 amino acids. Lineage: Eukaryota; Metazoa; Arthropoda; Insecta; Hymenoptera; Pteromalidae.